AUGUCCUAUUCCCAUAUUGGAUACUUCCGCUUCGAACAGAAGCCUGGCGUGACAUACGACCGACCAUCGUUCAAGCCUGUGGAGGAUGCCUUCGGCGAUCGCUUCAAGUCUGCAUCCAUCAGCGGCACAACAAUGACCGUGGAGGUCUACAUGAAGGACAAGUACUAUGACUCCACACGAAACGAGGUGUAUGAUGCCUUGGAGGCCAUGAAGAUGAAUGCUUAUUUCGACCCCACCGACAACAUGGUGUUCGAGACAAGCGGAGACAAGUUUGUCACUCACUGGCACAAUGGCAGUGGCCGGAUGCAGGAAUGCACCAACUGCAGCAAGAGCCGUUACUGCUCAAACCGCAAGUGA
Messenger RNA from Fusarium odoratissimum NRRL 54006, 357 nucleotides. RefSeq lists its product as uncharacterized. Lineage: Eukaryota; Fungi; Ascomycota; Sordariomycetes; Hypocreales; Nectriaceae. The coding region runs from base 1 to 357 and encodes 118 amino acids. The record is from RefSeq and is a predicted model, not a curated record. The transcript has a single exon.